UGCGGUGAACCAACCAGCUGCCAGCCGGCCCACUGUGAGACCAGCAACCUUGAAACCUCUUGUGGUUCUUCCACUGCCUACUACGUGCCCAGGCCCUGCCAAGGAAGCAGUUUUCUUCCUGCUGCUUCUUUCAUCUCCAGCUCCUGCCUUCCACUAUCCUGUAGACCACAGAGCUACGUGUCCAGUGGCUAUCGUCCACUGAGGCUGCAGCUCAAUAGUUACCAGCCCAUAGGAGGCUGUGUGCCCAGUGGCUGUCGCCCCCAAUCCUGCUUCUCCAACAGUUGCCAGCCCCAAAACCUCCUCACUUCUGGAUGCCGACCCUCGAGUUGCUUGGCCUAUGGUCCUCAAACUGUUCACGUUGUGUCCAGCAGCCUCAGACCUCUGAGGCCUCUGUUCAGUGGUUGCCAACCUCUGACCCAUGUGAUCAACACGUGUCGUCCAUCUUGCUCUGGACUGUGA
Piliocolobus tephrosceles (Ugandan red Colobus) is the source of this 459-nucleotide messenger RNA. Its product is annotated as keratin-associated protein 26-1-like. The transcript has a single exon. Lineage: Eukaryota; Metazoa; Chordata; Mammalia; Primates; Cercopithecidae. The annotation marks the transcript as partial. Gene Ontology annotation, molecular function: structural molecule activity. The record is from RefSeq and is a predicted model, not a curated record. Gene Ontology annotation, cellular component: keratin filament.